UUUAUGGGGCCACCCCACUGGGGCUCCCAGCAGUGCUCACAUCACAAACAGAUCUGAGUCGUGGACACACACAAAUGAGUGACUUAGAUUUGUUAGUGACACUGUUGAUUUUUGAUGUACUAUAAUAGCCGUCGGAUUAUGGAACCUCAUCUGAUCUGCAAAGCGCAUUCAAAUUUCAAAAGAAAUGAAGGGAAAGUCGACCGUUGGUGGUGGCUGCGCGUGGCAUGAAGUUGAAACUUCCAAGGACUCACACAAGCUCCAACUCUCUCUCUCUCUCUCUCUCUAUUGUUUUUCUGCGUUGUGUUUGUUUCUAUCGAACCAAAAAAGCUGCGACAAUUUCUACAAAGGAAACUAAAAUCCUCUCGCCCAUUAAUAGAAGAUGAGACGCCAUGGUUGGCAACGACCUCUCCACCCUUUACAGAUAGUGGGAAUGGCAGUUUAUAGUUUUCUGGUUGUGGCCUUUUUUUGCUUCUUGGGGCUUUUCCUUGGAAACAGAAUUGCAGAAAUCACUGUCACAACAAUUUUCUCCUUUGUGGCACUUUCAGGGAUGCUUCUGUUUAUUAGGUGUACCGCAAUUGACCCAUCUGACAAAACCCGUUUUAGAAACAAGAAGAGAAAAUCCAAAUCAAGAGGGUUAUUAAAGCUUAAUUAUGGAUUUAUUUUGGGUCAGAUUAUUACAAGGUUUUUCAGAAGAUUGGAGCGGAAGAUCCUUAGAGCUUUUAUAAGGAGGAAAUACUUAGAUUCAUGGCAAACAAGUGGUCAAAUGGAUCCCUUGCUCCCAUUCCCCCUUGUCAUGAAAGAUGAUGCAAUUGCACCUGACCCAGAUCCCAGAGAGGAUGACAUCUCCUUUUGCCCACUUUGUGAUUUUGAGGUUAAAAAGCACAGCAAGCACUGUAGGACCUGCAACCGGUGCGUUGAAGGGUUUGAUCACCACUGCAGGUGGUUGAACAACUGUGUGGGGAAAAAGAAUUACACAACAUUCAUUCUUCUAAUGAUUUUUGUGUUGUUAAUGCUCAUAAUAGAAGGGGGAACUGCUGCUGCCAUAUUUAUUAGGUGCUUUGCAGAUAAAAAAGGGAUUGAGCGGGAGCUGGAGAGAAAACUCAUUGUAGAGUUCCCAAGAGGAGUCCUUGCAGCAAUAUCUGUCAUGUUAGUUCUGAUGACAGCAUACAGUUCAGCAGCGCUUGGACAACUUUUCUUCUUUCAUGUGGUUCUCAUCCGUAAGGGAAUGAGAACAUAUGACUAUAUACUAGCAAUGAGAGAGGAGAAUCAGUCCAUUGAACUAGAAUCAUCUGAAGAUUCAGAUUUCUCGUCAGAUGAUGAGAGCUUCGAGCUUGAUUCUCCUGAAAAGCCAUCAUUUGUUUCCCGGUUUAUAUGCAGAGGACAACGAAAAAAUCAGAACCCACCAAGAUUAUCCAUAAGAAUUGAUGGAGAACAUGAACCACCUAAGAAGCAAGGUUUCCGUGCAAGCAUUGACCCGUGGAAACUCAUAAGCAUGAGCAGAGAUAAAGCAUUAUUAGCAGCUGAGAAGGCCAGAGAAAGGCUUAUGUUUCAUAAGCCUGUAGUGGGACAACACGAUGCACUGAAGCCACUUCCAUUGGAGACAAAAAGUGGACCAAUGUUGAACCUCCCAGUCCCAGUCCCACCAGUCCCAGUCCCAGAUAGAAAUGUAGGGUUUGGCUUGACACCUCUCAUCUCCAAAGGGAGGCAUUCAGUUUCACCAGGACGGUUCUCAAGCCCAAGAAGACGAUUUUCCAGUUCAGCAGCAGCAGCAGCAGCAACACCGAAGCACAAGUAUAAAAGUAAUUUUGAUUUGAAGUUAACUGAGGUUUCUAGAGAGCUUGAGACUUACAUCAGGCAGGUGCUUUGCUCUGUUUUUAAGAAGGAUGGAAGUGGUGAAGCAGCAUCCCCAACCACAAGAAAAUAAUUUACAGUUGAAUUUUUUUAUGUCUCAGCCUUUGAGAAGAUUAUUGGUUUCUAGUUCUUGAUGUAAUAUUCUUUAUGAGUAUCCUAGUGUUGAGAAUAUUGAGAUUCAAAUUCACUCGUAUACUCUUUAACAAUUUAUUUACAGGAAAAAAAAAGGGGAAGAAAACAUUUAUGUUACAUUUGAGGACAGAUUAAUUAAGACAUGUAAUUAGCCUGUGUGUA
Messenger RNA from Camellia sinensis, 2145 nucleotides. The record is from RefSeq and is a predicted model, not a curated record. Lineage: Eukaryota; Viridiplantae; Streptophyta; Magnoliopsida; Ericales; Theaceae.